Messenger RNA from Gallus gallus (chicken), 3158 nucleotides. RefSeq names its product desert hedgehog (gene DHH). Lineage: Eukaryota; Metazoa; Chordata; Aves; Galliformes; Phasianidae. Gene Ontology annotation, biological process: cell-cell signaling; multicellular organism development; cell fate specification. Gene Ontology annotation, molecular function: patched binding; calcium ion binding. The record is from RefSeq and is a predicted model, not a curated record. The transcript is spliced from 3 exons. The coding region runs from base 847 to 2082 and encodes 411 amino acids.
GAGGCGGAGCCGUGGGGACCCGGAGCCGCUGCCCAGUGCCGGAGCGGAGCGGCAGCGGGUGGGGGGCACCCGGCCCGGGGGGAGUCCCGGAGCGGGCAGCGGUACCGGUACCGGGGGUCGGAACGAGCGGCGGGAUCGGGGCGGCACCGGGAAGGGGGUCCGGGUAACGGGGCUGUGCCAGGGGGUCGGUACCGGAGGUGCAGCGGUGGGAUAACGGCGGUGCCGGGGGACGGGGAGUGGUGUCGGUACCGGGGAUCGGUGACAGGAAAAGGGGUUCCCCAUUGAACCGGAGCGUGAUGACACGCAAUGGGGGAGCUGCGAUAGGAUAAGGAGAAGGGGAUCCCGGUACCGAGAGUGGGGAACCGGCCCGGUACCCGAGCAUAGGGUUAGGAUAAGGAGGAUUCCGGUACCGGGAGUGGGGAAGGGAUAAGGAGGAAGGGGUACCGGUACCGGUGCUGGGAGAGAGGAGAGGAUCCGGUACCGGAGCACAGGGUUCAGGUGUAGCAGGGGGGGAGGGCGGAAUCGGGGCGCAGUACUGGCAGCGGGGAGAGGUGCCGAGGCGGUGCCGGUGCCGGUGGGGGGCAGUGCCGGUGGGAGGCAGCGCCCGGUGGGGGGCAGCGCCCGGUGCCGAUUCCCGGUCCGCAUCGGUUCCACCGGGACGGCAGCGCGGGGCUCCCAGAUCCCACCCGAGCGCUGAUCCCGGACCCGUGGGUGCGAGAAGGAAACGCCGCCGGCCCGCCCCGCGCACCGGGAUCCUCUAAAAGCCCCGGGGCCGCCCCGCCGGUGCCAUGCCCGCUCCGACCCCCCGCGCCCCCGGUGACUGAACGAGGGCCGCAGAGCACCGGGAUGUCCCGGUGCGGUCCGUUCGCCCUCGCCCUGCUCGCCCUCCUGCUGGCCGCCCCGGUGCUGUGCUGCGGGCCGGGCCGGGGCCCGGUGGGGCGGCGGCGGUUCGGACGGCGGCAGCUCUCCCCGCUGCUCUACAAACAGUUCGUGCCCAACGUCCCCGAGCAGACGCUGGGAGCGAGCGGGAGGGCGGAGGGCAAAGUGCUGCGGGGGUCGGAGCGCUUCAGGGAGUUGGUGCCCAACUACAACCCCGACAUCAUCUUCAAGGACGAGGAGAACACGGGGGCGGACCGCCUCAUGACGGAGCGCUGCAAGGAGCGGGUGAACUCUUUGGCCAUUGCUGUGAUGAAUAUGUGGCCGGGGGUGAGGCUGCGGGUGACGGAGGGUUGGGAUGAGGACGGCCACCACCUCCCCGACUCGCUGCACUACGAGGGCCGGGCGUUGGACAUCACCACGUCGGAUCGGGACCGCCACAAAUAUGGCAUGCUGGCACGGCUGGCUGUCGAGGCCGGCUUCGAUUGGGUCUACUACGAGUCCAAAGCGCACAUCCACGUCUCUGUCAGAGCAGAUAACUCCUUGGCCAUCCGCACCGGCGGCUGCUUCCCCGGCCACGCCACGGUGACGCUGCGGAGCGGUGAGAGCCGCGGUUUGGCUGAGCUACGGAGGGGCGAUUGGGUGCUGGGAGCCGAGCCAGGAGGGCGCCUGGUGCCCACCCAAGUGCUGCUCUUCCUGCACCGAGACCUCGGCCAACGCGCGUCCUUCGUGGCCAUCGAGACGGCCUCUCCGGCCCAACGGCUGCUGCUCACCCCAUCCCACCUCGUCUUCGCCUCAAGAGGGGUCGCCAACGGAUCUGCCACCUUCCUGCCCGUCUUCGCCCGCCGGUUGCGCCCGGGGGACGCGGUGUUGGCCCACGGGGACAAAGGGUUGCGCCCUGCAAAGGUGCUGAGGGUGUCGAGGGAGGAAGGGGUCGGGGUGUUCGCCCCUCUCACCUCCCACGGAACCCUGCUGGUCAAUGGGGUGCUGGCAUCCUGCUACGCCGUCCUGGAGAGCCACCGCUGGGCGCACCGCGCCUUCGCUCCGCUGCGGCUCUUCCAUGGUUUCCUCUCGCUGCUGCCCGCCCGCCCCGAGCAGCCGGGGAAUGGGAAUGGGACGGUGCACGAGGUGGGCGUGCAUUGGUACUCCAGGCUGCUGUACCGCCUGGCACGCGGAGUGCUGGGCCGUGAGGGCGCGGGGGGGUAGGGACGCCCCCCCCUGGGGACUCACCGCUGGGCGCUCGGUGCUUGGAGCCUGAGGGGUGAGGAGGGGGUGUGGGGCAGCUCCGGGCCUGCGCCGAGGGUGGGUGUCCCCUCGGUGGGCGUCUCUCAGAUGGGUGCACCUCAGGUGGGUGCUCCUCAAGUGGGUGCCCCUGGGUGGGUGGCCCGCAGGUGUGGACCCCCCUCCCCAGGUGUGGCUCCCCCAGGUGUGCUCCCCCUCCCCUCCAGGUGGGUGCCCCUCAUGGGGAACCCCCAUACGGGUGUCCCUGGGUGGGUGUCCCCCAGAUGGGCAUCCCUCAUGUAGUUGCCUCUCAUUGGGAGCCCCCAUACGAGUGUCCCUGGGUGGGUGGCCCUCAGGUGGGCAUCCCUCAGGUGGGUGCUUCUCAUUGGGGGCCCCCAUAUGGUGUCCCUGGGUGGGUGGCCCUCAGGUGUGCACCCCCCCACCAGAUGUGGCUCCCCCAGGUGUGCUCCUUCCCCCCAGGUGGGUGCCCCUCAUUGGGAACCCCCAUAUGGGUUCCCCCUGGGUGGGAGUCCCCGAGGUGCUCAUCCCUCAGGUGGGUGCCUCUCAUUGGGAGCCCCCAUAUGGGUGUCCCCUGCGUGGGUGGCCCUCAGGUGGGUACUCCUUGAGUGAGUGCCCCACAUUGGAUGUCCCCCCCAGGGUGUUCCCUUCCCCCUCCCCCCCCCAUGUGGACACCCCUCGCCCUCAGACAUCUCUCCCUGAGAUGGGUGCCCCCAGGUGGGUGAUGCUUGGGGUGACAGUGGGGCAGCACAGGGACCAUAGCUCAGCUCCACACCCCCCCACAGCACUGCCAGGUGCCCCGCGCCCCCCUCACUCCCCCCGUAUUUAUUGCUUUAUUAACCGCUGUGGUUGGGGUUGGGGUCAUUGCACUGAGGCCAAAUCCACCCCAGAGUGGGUUCAGUGAACACACCCCCACCUGCUGCUGGCACCUGGGGGGGGGGGCACCUCUGCCACCCAUGGGGGUCCCCAUCCCCACGUGACUCAGUGCUGUGGGGAACCCAAUCCCGGUGUGUGCCAUGGGCACGGGGGGGGGGGGGGGGGGG